AACUUACAAAAAACUAGCAAGCCAUAUCUAACUCCAUCAGAAAAGUAAAAUGUCAACCGCACGCAUUGUUCCUCCCACCGAGGAAGAAUUGGAAAAGGAGAAGCAGGCCAUACUCGGGCUGAAGUUUCUAGAGAUCAUCUGGUGCGUGAUCUGCAUUGGGAUACGAGCGGUUGGCGUCCACGACGAUUUGGAACCGUUUCCACACGAAAUGUUUUUCUGCGGAGUCUACGUGGGAUAUGCUCUGAUAUCUGUGUUCUUCUUCGUGAUCGUGUGCUGUGGUUACUGCAAGGUGAAUUACGUGAUUGAAGCCGUGGUUUCGUUGGCGGGGUUCGUAGCCUUUGCGGCCUGUGGAUUCAGGGCGAUGUAUCACGUCGAGGAGGACGUCCAUAUGCGGUUUUUGACCGAUAAGGGGGAAUGGUAUCAUGAGUUUUUUAUUAUAAGCCGGCUGGAAAGUAUUUUCUCAAUGCAGACGGCAGGGAUUUUUCUGGUGCACGGAAUCCUAAUGUUGGACGUACUGCAUGGAAGAAACAAGGAAGAUUAUGAGCAAUUACGUUUAGUACCAUUCUGGGUUCCACCGUAUCGGAAACUAAUGAGAUUCUGUUGUAUAUGUUGUUGUGGAAGAUACUAAGUUUUUCCGUGUAUAAUUAACCAAAUAAUUUAUUCCAUAUUGUAUUUUUUUCAAUUGAAUAAAAAAUA
Messenger RNA from Armigeres subalbatus, 696 nucleotides. RefSeq lists its product as uncharacterized. The record is from RefSeq and is a predicted model, not a curated record. The transcript has 2 exons. Lineage: Eukaryota; Metazoa; Arthropoda; Insecta; Diptera; Culicidae. Bases 50 to 628 code for a protein of 192 amino acids.